GCCGGGCGGGCGGCGGCGGCCGUAGCAGCAGUAGCGGCCGCAGCAGCAGCAGUCGCAGCGGCGGCUCCUGGGGCCGCUCUUCAUCCUCUUCCCGUUCCUCCUGGGGCAGCUCCAGCCGCUCCGGCUCCAGCUGGAGUUGGGGCGGUUCCCGCAGCUCCUCUUCCGGCUCCUCCCGAUGGGGCUCCUCCAGCCCGUCGGGCUCCAGCUCCUGGUCGUGGGGCAGCCGCAGUUCCUCCCCAUCACCGUCCCCCUCCCCUUCCGGUGGGUCCAGCUGGUUCCGGUGGGGCAGCAGCCGCACCUCCUCGAGCCCCUCCAGCUCCAGCCGGUGGGGCAGCCCCGCCCGCCGCCAUCGCCGCCACCCCCUCGAAAUGGGGAAGCUGGGCGCCCAGCGGCAAGCCCCGCGUCAUCCAGCCGGCGAUGCACUACGCGCCCGCCGGGACGUCGGCCAUUCGGUCGGCUGUCAACCGCCCGGUCGUCCACGUCCCGAUCGCCACCGGAAGUCUGCGCCCGGUCGUCCCGGUGUACUCGCCGCACCGCACCUACAUCCACACGUAUCACUACUACCCAGGGGGAUACUCCAACACCUACCUGUUAUCCCACCACAACGGGUACGUCAACGGCUACCUCCUGGGGCGGAUGGUGGCCGGAAGCCAUUACCGGGACGCGUACGGGUGUUGUUAUGACUGCGGAUGCGGGUAUUAUGGACCGACACCGGCGUGGUAUUAUGACAGCUACGUUCCGUAUCGCUACAGCUACUAUGCUGAGAGCAGCGCCCCCUCCGUGUAUACUACGCCGUCGCCGGCGAAUACCGCCGAGAAAGUGGACGUGUGCACGCUGGCGCGAUGGAAUCUGGAGCUGCCGUUCAGUGAACUGCCGAAUAUGAUUCUUAGAUUCAUCGCCAGUGAAAAUAUUUCCGGCAGCUCGGAUGCCGGAAAAGCACGCUUUAUGUUGGAAGUGUUGAACACAAGCGCUGAGACCUACGGCAACCUCCCGGAAAAAGCCAACAUCUUCCAGAUUGACAAAUCCUACGAUCUGAAGCAGUGCAACAUCCAGAUUAAACGCCGCAACGCCACACAGCUGGAAAAUCCAACGCCGACGAUGAACGUGACUGCCGGCAACAACACCACGGCGCAUAAACAUUUGGCUAAAAUCCAGAAAUGGCGCAGCAAGAACCUGCACAAAGGUAGUCUCAUCUGCCGCAGUCCCGAAGUAGCGCAGUUCAUCGAAGAGUGCCAUUUUCCGCCGCCGGAAGAGCCCAUUUUUGCCGGUAUCGCGCAGCUGAAAUCGGUGUAUCUGAACACUUCCGGCGCCGACGGCAACGCCACGACCGCGAAGGACGUAUUAAGCAAUCUAAUUACGGCCGCUAAAAACUGCUAUCCGGCCGACGUGAAACCCGAUGUGCACCUGGCGCCCUGUCUGGACUUUUCGCUGGAUGCGGCGCAACUACGCAGCCUUUCCACAGCCGGCUCCGUUUUCGGCAAUGAAGAUUUAUGCCGUAAAUUCUUGACACCGGAUGUGAAGAAAUGCACAACACCGCCGCCCAGUGCCGUGUCGCGCUGCAGCAGUGCCGAUCUCCUGACGCUCAACGUGUUCGCCCGCAAUUUCUACCUGUGUGAAGAACCGGUAGACAGCAGCCUGAUAACCAAGAGCUAAUAGUACCGGAUGCAAACUUAUUACGAAACGGACAUUUCGAUGGAAGCCGCGCGAUGCAUAAACCAAAGAUAUAUCUUCUCUGUACAGGCAUAUAUUACGGCGUUUAAAGUUGGUGUACAGCGAUCCAGCACCGUGAUACGGAAAAUCAACGCCUCGUUAUCUGACUUAUCUCAUGCACAGAAUCUGUUUGACACGUAUAUUCUUUUACUCCAAAACAAUGUACUGGCUUUUCGUACUAUAUCGUUAUAUAUCUUCGAUACCAUACUUCUAUACAAUAUGAUAUAUAUUCUUUACUGGCAAUUUCUAAUUGGAAAAUAAAAAAUUUUUCUUUGAUGAGAUUUAGUGUACUAGAAAUCAAU
Molecule: messenger RNA, 2012 nt
Organism: Paramacrobiotus metropolitanus
Lineage: Eukaryota; Metazoa; Tardigrada; Eutardigrada; Parachela; Macrobiotidae
Exons: 5
Coding region: 418-1653 (411 amino acids)
Source: RefSeq, a predicted model, not a curated record